AUGAUCGAUUAUGGUCAUUUCUAUGCAACAACGGCAAAUGUUCGAUUCGAUACAAAACAGGAAGAGGAGAUUGAGUAUCACUCGGACACCGAAAGUUUAAAUGCUUCUUUAUGGACCCAUAGACCUGAUCCAUCACUUGGAUAUGGAGAUAUGACCACUGGAAGUAACCUGUACAAAGUUUUGAAGAAAUUUCUCAACAAUAAGAAAACGCCAAUAUGCGGAUCCCUAGUGUUCAUUGCAGUAAAACGGUAUCCCGAUGAGUCUGAUGUAUCCGAUAUCAUCACCCAACUACGGGAAAAUCAUAUACUUGUGCACAUUGCUGUUGACAGUAUCCCAUCGGGUGGUUCCAAUUCUGCAACACUCUACGAAAUGUCCUAUCAAACCAAUGGAUACUGUGCUUUUGCCACCGGCAGUGAUCUUCAAUAUGCUUUUGACUACAUGAUCUGGAUACUUGAUUUUCCUUACCAAUUCAUUGCUCAAAACUUUGUCGUUUCUGGAUCUGGUCGAAUCGAAAUACCGGCAUUCAAAGCUCCUGUUCCACCACCGGGUUAUACAGAUUAUUGCUUAAUUGCAAUAACUGUUCAAAACCACACACUUGACAAUUUAUUCGGAUCUGUGAAUUAUACGAUUGAGAGCACCGAUGGAUCUUAUGUUCAUAAGUUUCCGGGUGUCCCUCUUUAUGGAACUGCACAAACAGGUUCCGUGAAAUUGAACGAAUCCCUCUCAUACAAUUGGAAAAUUGACUACCAUUACAAUACAGAUGCACCACAAAUCAUUGAAUGCAGAAUGUACAGUCCCCCGGUCAAAUGUCUUCCAUAUCAGAGGAACACUAUUCUGUUCGCGUAUUCCACUGAAACCGACCGUCAUACAUAUGAUAUUGGUGUCUCUUGGAUUACAUACGAUGCUCGGUACUAUACAUCACUGGCAUAUGUUCGAUUCGAUACAAAACAGGAAGAGGAGAUUGAAUAUUACACGGAUGAACGUAGUUUCUCUGAUUCUCUACACUCCCAUCAACCGGAUCCAUCACUUGGAUAUGGAGAUAAUACUACUGGUAGUAACUUGUACAAUGUAUUGAAGAAGUUUCUCAAUAAUGGGAAGGUUUCAUUAUGCGGAGCCGUCGUGUUAAUAGCGGUAAAACGAUAUCCAGAUGAGUCUGAUAUAUCUGACAUCAUAUCCCAACUACGAGCCAACCAUGUACUCGUGCACAUUGCAGUCGACAGUAUUCCAUCAGGCGGUUCCAAUUCUGCAACAUUAUUUGAAAUGUCAUAUCAAACCAAUGGAUACUGUUACUUUGCCACCGGCAGUGAUCUUUCGAUGGCUUUUGAGGAUAUGACCCAAAUACUUCAACAUCCUUACCAAUUCAUUGCUCAAAACUUUGUGGUUUCUGGAUCGGGACGGAUCGAACUACCGGUACUCGACACUCCUUCACGAAUGGUUCUUUUAGGCUAUUGUAUAUUUGCAAUAACUGUUCAAAACCACACACUUGACAAUUCAUUUGUAUCAAUGAGUCAUACUAUUGAGAAUACUGAUGGAUAUAUUGUUUAUAAAUAUCCGAGUCCCUACUUUUCUUCUCAUCCUCUUCGUGGAACUGCACAAUCACAUGACAUUAAUUGCCCAGGCAACUCAUCCAAAUGGACAGUAGACUAUAAUUAUAACACUGACGCACCACAAAUCAUUCAAUUAAGAAUGUACAGUAGAUUUUAUCACGACUUCCUUCCACUACCACCUUCUUGA
Messenger RNA from Caenorhabditis remanei, 1734 nucleotides. RefSeq lists its product as uncharacterized. Bases 1 to 1734 code for a protein of 577 amino acids. Gene Ontology annotation, biological process: innate immune response. The transcript is spliced from 11 exons. The record is from RefSeq and is a predicted model, not a curated record. Lineage: Eukaryota; Metazoa; Nematoda; Chromadorea; Rhabditida; Rhabditidae.